AUGCAAGAUCUCUUAAAUUCAGAAAAAGAAUUUAGCAUAUCUGUAUUUGAUGAUAUUGUGUUGAACUCUAGUGAUCCUUUAUCAAGUAAAAAAACUGAAUCAGAAGAAAUACUAUUAAAAUUUAAAAAUCAGAGUACGUCUUGGACAAAAGUAGAUUUUAUACUAAAAAAUUCUAAACAGCAACAAUCGCAUUAUGUUGCUUUACAAAUUUUAGAAGAAACAGUUAAAACUAAAUGGUAUAUUUUAGAAGAAAAUAUAAAGCAAGGAAUAAGAGAUUAUAUUUUUCAGAUGGUUGUAGAGAAGACUAAAGAAAAUUGUCAGAGUUAUGUUUUACAUGAAUUAAAUCGAAUUAUUGUUGAAAUAGCUAAACGUGAUUGGCCAAAAAGAUGGCCCAAUUUUAUUUCUGAUCUUAUUAACGUAUCUACUUCAAUUUCUAUGGAUGUUUGUAAAAAUACACUUGAAAUUUUAAAGAAACUUAAUGAAGAUAUUUUUUUAAAAUUGAAUGAUGGAAUCACAACUGUCAAAAAAAGAAUUUUGAGAAAUCAGAUGAAACAAGAAUUUCCAACAAUUUUCAAUUUUUUAAAAAUGAUUUUAGAGUUUUCUAAAAAUAAUUCUGUAGAUGAUGCAUUGUUGCAAACUACUCUAUCAACAUUUUCUGGAUUUGUAAAUUCUAUGCCUGUUGAUUUUAUUUUUUUAACGGACAUUGUAGAACUAGUUUGUGAACAUAUUAAUUCAUCACACAGUGUAGAAAGUUUAAUGUGCUUAAUUGAAAUAGUAGAUUUAGGAAGGGAUAAGUCAUUAUUUAAUAAUGUGAAUUUAAUGAAAGCUAAUGAAGAAAAAAUUUGGAUUAUAUUUUUGAAUGCCUUUCAAUUUUUAGAAUUAUAUUUAAAAAAGUUUACAAAAGAAAAAGUAUUUGAAAUUUACAGACACAUGGAUACUUCUGAAAAAAAUUUUAUUUUUAGAUUUUCGCAACUUUUUGCUAGUAUUUUUGAAUUUUACACUCCACUUUUAGAGUCGAAAAAUAUACAAACUACAAGAAUUGCUUUGGAGCAUAUGAUUUUAUUUUCUAGGAUUGAUGAUUCUAAAAUAUUUUUAGUACUUUUUGAAGUUUGGAAUAAAUUUGUUUUCGACUUAUACACCGAAUUUCCAUUUAAUAAUCGGGAACCAAGAAGGAAUUUAAGAAGAUUUGAAUAUAAAGGUGUUUUAGUGCAAUUGUUAAAUUGUUUAGUAGAAAAAAUGCCUAGGCCUGAAGAAGUAUUUAUUAUUGUUAAUGAAUACGGAGAAAUUAUUAAGAAUAAAUUAAUAGAAACAGAUCAGAUUGAUUUUUAUAAAAAAAUGAAAUCAUGCUUGUAUCAUUUGGCUUUUUUAAUCGAAGAUGAUUUAAAAAGAUAUUUUAUUACGAAAACGGGAGCACAAUUAGAAGUAGAAAAAUGGGAUUGGUCUAAAGUUAAUAAGUUAUGUUGGGCUAUAGGAUGUAUAUCAGGAGUAUUUACAGAAAAUUCAGAAAGAGACUUUUUUGUCUCUAUUUUGAAAUAUUUACUUGUACUGUGUGAUAUGAGACCUUCUAGAUUUGAUAAAGCGGUUGUGGCAUCUAAUAUUAUGUUUAUUAUAGGACAAUAUCACAGGUUUCUUUUGCAUAAUAAAAGUUUCUUAAAAACAGUCGUAAAAAAGUUAUUUGAAUUUAUGGACGAAUCACACGAAGGUGUGAAAGAUAUGGCUUGUGACAAUUUUUAUAAAAUUGCAGAAAGAUGUCCAAGAGAAGUUUUACUGCAAAGAGAAGAUAAUAUGAUUUUUCUUACUUACAUUCUACAGAAUCUUAAAAAUAUUACUAAAUCGUUAGAAUUUUAUCAAAAAAGAUUUAUUUACGAAGGUGUUCUAAAUAUUAUUAAGGAAAUUCCUAGAGAAGAAAGUAAUAAAGAAACAAUUCUUAAAAAUAUACAAAAAUUAUUAAGUUCUAUUUGUGAUACAAAUAUAUUUUCAGAUGAAUAUUUAGCUAACCUUGUAAAUGUUGUCUCCUCCGUUGAAACAGUCAAAAUGAUUUCGCAUGUUUUGAAGUCUCACUCUUUGAUUUACAAAUUUCUACCGUUUUCAUGUGAUUCAAGUUACGAAUCUUUGUUCCCUUUGUAUUUUAAAUUAUACGACUUAAGUAAUAAUAUGAUGUUAAUGAGUAAUGAUCCAGAUAUUGUAGCAAAUAGUAGAACUAUAAAUUCAAAUAUUAAUGAAUUAUUUAUUGAGAUUAUUAAUGCCAAAUUUACAAAAGAACAAUUUAUUACACAACUUUGUGAAAAAGUAAUAUAUGAUUUUAAUAAUAAUCCCAAGUUUAAAGAUCCUUUAAUUAUUUCUUUGGGAAAAAGUAUAAUUAAAAAUAUUAAUAAAGAGAAAAACAUACAAUAUGUACAGAUUGAAUUAUUUUUUAAUUCAGCUCUACUUAAACCUUCUAUUCCUUACGUAAUGAAGGCGGAUAAUAAUCCUGAAAUAUCUUUAAAUUAUUUAGAACUUAUUGAAGAAUUUCUUGAGUCGUCUUUUAAUACAUUUUUUUCCAAUUUAUAUGCCAGUGAUUUGUUUGUUCCUGUUUAUAAUUCAGUUUUAAAUUCGAUUACAUGUAUGAGAGAAAUAUCAGAUUUAGGUUUAAAAGUUUUAAUUUUAUUUUUUAAAAAGUGUUUUGAAACUAAUCAAUUACAAUUCUUCUCACAGAACUACAUUUUAACACUUGAGAAUUUAUUAGGUAUUAUUUUCGACAAAGAUACAAAGCAUAAUUUUAAAUUGCAAUCUUCUUUAUUAGCUUUAAUGAUUAAUAUAUCUAGCAAUAUAUCAAGCUUAAAUAAUUCUGAACCUAAUGUUAUGCUUCUUUCUAACCACAUGCUGUCAUUGUUUUCACAAAGUUUUUCGAACAUAACAGAGAAAUCUUUAAAGGUUUUUAUAGCUGGCCUGUUUGAGUUGUCAAAAAAUGAAGAAAUGUUUAGGGAACAUUUAGAAGAUUUUAGUGUAAAAAUUUAUGAAUUUGGAACUGAUGAAGAUUUAGAAGAAGAAAUUGCUUUGAAAAAUGAAAGAAUCUUAAAAAGUCAAGAAUUGAAAUAA
Vairimorpha ceranae is the source of this 3078-nucleotide messenger RNA. Its product is annotated as exportin 1. The record is from RefSeq and is a predicted model, not a curated record. The coding region runs from base 1 to 3078 and encodes 1025 amino acids. Gene Ontology annotation, biological process: protein export from nucleus; RNA export from nucleus. Lineage: Eukaryota; Fungi; Microsporidia; Nosematidae. Gene Ontology annotation, cellular component: RNA nuclear export complex; nucleus; cytoplasm. The transcript has a single exon. Gene Ontology annotation, molecular function: RNA binding; nuclear export signal receptor activity; small GTPase binding.